UGGGGUGUGUGAAGGUGCAUAAAUAGGCAGUAGGCACAGCAGCAUUCACACUGCAGCCGGAUCACCUUCACACCCUGGCAGGCGUCUGGGCCAGGACACCAGGAGCAGCCAUGGAGAAGAGUUAUGUGUCUGUGUUCCUGCUGCUCGUUGCCAUCUCCUGUGCUCUGGCAGCAAAGGAUGCGGGCAAGAAGGAGACCAAGGAGACAAAGGAGACUACUGCCAAACCGAAACUGCCUCAGACACUUUCCAGAGGCUGGGGAGACCAGCUCAUCUGGACACAGACGUACGAGGAAGCCCUUUUCCGCGCCAAGCACAGCAACAAGCCACUGAUGAUUAUCCACCACUUGGACGACUGCCCGCACAGCCAAGCCCUCAAGAAGGCCUUUGCUGAAAGUAAAGAUAUACAGAAACUGGCUGAACAAUUCAUUCUCCUGAACCUUGUGUAUGAAACCACAGACAAGAAUCUUUCCCCUGAUGGCCAGUACGUCCCUCGGAUUUUGUUCAUAGAUCCUUCCCUGACUGUGAGAGCAGAUAUCACUGGAAGAUACUCAAAUCGCCUCUACGCAUAUGAGCCCUCUGACAUUUCGUUGUUGUAUUCAAAUAUGCAGAAAGCGCAGAAGCUCCUGAAGACUGAACUGUAAGGGGAAGAAGGAAAGCCCUUAAAUACUAUGAAGUCUGAUCUUCAACCUCUUCUCCACUCAUUGAAACUGGUGAAGAGCCUAUUUAGAGCGAUAUUUAGUAAUGUGUAGUGCUGGUUUAUAUACACAAACACUACAGUUUUACAUUAGCACUUUUGUACUAGGCAGCAUAUUUAAAAGCUGGAGGCUUUUAAUUUAAGGCGUACAGAAGAAUUUGUAUGAUCCAACUGUAAAAAAUGAUUUUUUAAGAAAUAAAUCCAUUUCCAGUGUUUACAUACAAAA
This is a messenger RNA of Columba livia (rock pigeon), 920 nucleotides long. RefSeq names its product anterior gradient 2, protein disulphide isomerase family member (gene AGR2). Bases 111 to 641 code for a protein of 176 amino acids. The transcript has 8 exons. The record is from RefSeq and is a predicted model, not a curated record. Gene Ontology annotation, cellular component: endoplasmic reticulum. NCBI's taxonomy places the organism in Eukaryota, Metazoa, Chordata, Aves, Columbiformes, Columbidae. Gene Ontology annotation, molecular function: dystroglycan binding.